Galeopterus variegatus (Sunda flying lemur) is the source of this 1950-nucleotide messenger RNA. It is a transcript of the gene VGF, whose product is annotated as VGF nerve growth factor inducible. NCBI's taxonomy places the organism in Eukaryota, Metazoa, Chordata, Mammalia, Dermoptera, Cynocephalidae. The record is from RefSeq and is a predicted model, not a curated record. The transcript has 3 exons. Gene Ontology annotation, biological process: regulation of synaptic plasticity; carbohydrate homeostasis. The coding region runs from base 196 to 1950 and encodes 584 amino acids. Gene Ontology annotation, molecular function: neuropeptide hormone activity.
GAGAGCUGCCCGGAGCCGCGCUGACCCAGCUGAGCCCUGCCCACUGGACGCCAGAUCUCCACCGUCGCUCGUACCCCAGACACAGCUCGGAGCCGAGGCGGACGCGUCCCGAUCUUCCCCUGUCCCCACCCUGCCCCGACCCUCCUCUCCACCUCUCGCGUCGUGACACCAUCUGUCUCCGGCAGCUCCUUGGUCAUGAAGUCCCUCAGGUUGCCGGCUUCCGCCCUCUUCUGCUUCUUUCUACUGAUCAAGGGGUUAGGAGCAGCGCCCCCGGGUCGCCCUGAGGCGCUGCCUCCUCCCCUCAGCUCUGAACAUAAAGAGCCAGUACUUGGGGACGCAGUGCCCGAGCCAAAGGAUGGCAGCGCCCCUGAGGCCCGAGCCACUCGAAAUUCCAAGCCGCAGGACGAGGGAGAGCUUUUCCAGGGCGUGGAUCCCCGGGCGCUGGCCGCGGUGCUGCUGCAGGCGCUCGACCGGCCAGCCUCGCCCCCGGCGCCGGGCGGAUCCCAGCAGGGGCCAGGGGAAGAAGCAGCAGAAGCUCUGCUGACCGAGACCGUGCGCAGCCAAACCCACAGCCUCCCGGCUCCAGAAACCCAGGCGCCCGCGGCCCCACCUCGCCCUCAGACUCAGAAUGGUCCCGAGGCGGGCGACCCCUCUGAGGAGCUCGAGGCGCUAGCGUCUCUGCUCCAGGAACUGCGAGAUUUCAGUCCGAGCAGCGCCAAGCGCCAGCAAGAGACGGCGGCAGCAGAGACGGAAACCCGCACGCACACGCUGACCCGAGUCAAUCUGGAGAACCCCGGGCCGGAGCGCGUGUGGCGCGCUUCCUGGGGAGAGUUCCAGGCGCGAGUCCCGGAGCGCGCGCCCCUGCCACCCCCGGUCCCCUCGCAAUUCCAGGCGCGUAUGCCCGAGAGCGGGCCCCUUCCUGAAACCCACCAGUUCGAGGAAGGAGUGUCCUCCCCCAAAACACACCUAGGAGAGGCAUUGGCACCCCUGUCCAAGGCGUACCAAGGCCUGGGCGCCCCUUUCCCCAAGGCGCGCCGGCCGGAGAGCUCCUUCCUGGGCGGCUCCGAGGCGGGGGAGCGCCUUCUACAACAAGGGCUGGCGCAGGUAGAGGCCGGACGGCGGCAGGCAGAGGCCACGCGGCAGGCAGCGGCGCAGGAGGAGCGGCUGGCCGACCUCGCCUCGGAUCUGCUGCUCCAGUAUUUGUUGCAGGGAGGGGCCCGGCAGCGCGGCCUGGGGGGUCGGGGGCUGCAGGAGGCAGCCGAGGAGCGAGAGAGCGAGAGGGAGGAGGCGGAGCAGGAGAGACGCGGCGGGCAGGAGAGGGUGGGGGAAGAGGAUGAGGAGGCGGCGGAGGCGGAGGCAGAGGCGGAGGAGGCGGAGCGGGCACGGCAGAACGCGCUACUGUUCGCGGAGGAGGAGGAUGGGGAAGCCGGUGCCGAGGACAAGCGCUCCCAGGAGGAGACGCCGGGCCACAGGCGGAAGGAGGCCAAGGGGGCAGAGGAGGGCGGGGAGGAGGAGGACGACGACGAGGAGAUGGACCCUCAGACGAUCGAUAGCCUCAUUGAGCUGUCCACUAAACUCCACCUGCCAGCAGACGACGUGUUAUUACGCACCCACGUCCGCUCCCCGCAGCCCCCGGCCCCCGCCCCCGCUCGAGACGAGCUGCCGGACUGGAACGAGGUGCUCCCGCCCUGGGAUCGGGAGGAGAACGAGGUGUUUCCCCCGGGGCCCUACCACCCUUUUCCCAACUACAUCCGGCCGCGGACACUGCAGCCGCCCUCGGCCUCGCGCCACCGCCACUACCACCACGCCUUGCCGCUUUCGCGCCACUAUCCCGGCCAGGAGGCCCAGGCGCGGCGCGCGCAGGAGGAGGCGGAGGCGGAGGAGCGCCGGCUGCAGGAGCAGGAGGAGCUGGAGAAUUACAUCGAGCACGUGCUGCUCCGGCGCCCGUGA